Molecule: messenger RNA, 342 nt
Organism: Rotaria sp. Silwood1
Lineage: Eukaryota; Metazoa; Rotifera; Eurotatoria; Philodinida; Philodinidae
Source: the annotation of a GenBank genome assembly
AUGGCACAACUUCAAGUGACUGUUGUUGAAGGAAGAAAUUUAAAAAAGAAAGAUUUAUUUAGUGAAAGUGAUCCAUUUGUUCAAAUAUAUCUUGAUGAUAAAAAACAAAAACAAAAAACAAAAGUUAUAUCAAAUACAAAAAAUCCUUAUUGGAAUGAAACAUUUGUUUUUAAUCAUUUACAAGGACAAGAUAUUCUUCAUAUUGAUGUUUAUGAUAAAGAUUUAAUAAUUAACGAUAAAAUUGGUCAUAUUGAUAAUUGGUAUAAUCUUCCAUCAAAAUUUGAUAUAUCAUCAAAUGAUUUUAUUCAUCUUAUACUUGAUUAUCAACCACUUAGACUUUAA